Messenger RNA from Petromyzon marinus (sea lamprey), 2209 nucleotides. It is a transcript of the gene RNF180, whose product is annotated as ring finger protein 180. Gene Ontology annotation, biological process: norepinephrine metabolic process; serotonin metabolic process; positive regulation of proteasomal ubiquitin-dependent protein catabolic process. Gene Ontology annotation, molecular function: ubiquitin conjugating enzyme binding; metal ion binding; ubiquitin protein ligase activity. NCBI's taxonomy places the organism in Eukaryota, Metazoa, Chordata, Hyperoartia, Petromyzontiformes, Petromyzontidae. The record is from RefSeq and is a predicted model, not a curated record. Gene Ontology annotation, cellular component: endoplasmic reticulum membrane.
UAAAAGUCCUCAAAAAAAAUUAUCCCCUCAAAAACGAUAUUAGACUUACGUCAAGUCAAUUUUAAAACUGUAAAACGAUGUGGUUGUAAUGAUUUAAAAAAACGCGCUGUAAUUAUAUGCAAGGGUGCAGGAGUGGCUGUGAUGGCACGGGGGCUGAUCUGAGCGCGGAUAACACUCGCUCGUAUUCCUCGCUUGAGACGAGAUGGGCGAUCGCUGUCUCGUCAAAGUUAAUAAUUAAGCGCUCUUAAAGCUGGUAGUUAUUGACAUUUCAAAUUAAACGUACACACACACGUGUCAAUAGGGAGCCCGGGACGCGAUACAUCGCUCCAACUUUCUGCUAACAUCGUCAUCCGUCCGUUCACGUAUGUUCUCUGCAGUGGAUCAUUCAGGACAUGAGAAGGCACCCUGUGGUUCAGACAGCAAUUCUUCGCUGUUGGAAAUGCCGACGGCCACUAAUGGACUCGAGCAACUUGCUGAGCUCGCAUGGAGAACAGCUGAACCCCCGUGAUUGUGAAGGCAAGUGCGAGAGAGAGGACGAGAGCUCCAUCUGGUACAUCAACCAAGAGAACGUCCCCUCCUGGCUGACAACAGAAAUGGAUAGGGGUCAGUGGACAAAGGGGAAGCUUCAUUGCCCACACUGUGGUGGCCGUUUGGGAUCAUUCAAUUUUGUAAUUCCCUCCAGAUGCCUAUGCGGUGAGUACAUGGUCCCCGCUGUGCAAAUCUGCAAGAGCCGAGUGGACUACGAAGUGACUUCCCCACCAAACUCAAUCGACGUGCAGUCGAAGCCCAAUUUCAUUCGGAGGGACCUUUGCCCGGCUGUGAAGGACCCCUUAACCGAGCCACCGCAGUCACUUCCCAGCAAAACGAGCUUGGAAGCCUGUUUACAGCGUUCUCUGUGCAUGCCGCAGACUGAGCAGGGCAAGGCUGAGAGGUGCACAAUCGAGAAGAUUCUUCAGGCGUCGGUCCCGGCAACAGGACCUCCUCCCGCACAUGUCGUCAGAAGACACAGGAAAUGCUUCAGCUUGGACCUGAGAAACAGUGGCGGGAGUCCUCCUGCCGUUUACUCUCCCCUUGCUUACAGGCGGUCGCGGAGCGCGACGGCGGUCUGGGGUAAGAGGGAAAUUGGGAGCUCUCCCUGCAUGUCCAGCUUGCUGGCUCACUUUCACAGGGAGCCUGCUGAUGGUGAACGAUCGGCUAUUCUGGAAGAUGAUCACGAAAACACGCACACUCGGCGGACUCUGUCCUGCUCCGCCAUGUGUGGCGUGACCGGCUCUCUCCGGAAUCGGGCGCGGAACAAUGACGGUGACGGGAUGACGCUCAGGAGGUCGGACGGAGGGGACGGGACUGUUGGAUCAGCAUCAGGAGUGGCAGCACGGAUGUUAUUCAGCGACAGCAGCAGUGGCUCUGGCAGCGAGUCUGAUUGUGAAGAUGAAGCACAGCCCUCUGGUGCCCUUGAGCGGCCACGGUUGCCCUUGGAGUUUCAACGGAAUCGUGAAUUCCUGGAGGCUGACGUGGAGGAACGUGCGCAGUCCGAGGAGAGAAGUCGCAUGAAGAGAGAUGGAAGAAAUCGGCGCAAAGGAGAUCGAUGGUUGCAGAAAAAGCAGGAUACGGACAGAGGAAAGCGUGCCCAGUGCGACGGGGACACGGCGGACGAGAGCGAAGGCGACGCCGAGAUGGAGGGUCACACGUGCGCCGUCUGCCUGGACGUCUACUGCAGCCCCUACCUGUGCCACCCGUGCCGCCACGUGUUCUGCGAGACGUGCCUCCGUAGCCUGGCGCGCGACAACCCGGGCAGCACGCCGUGCCCCCUCUGCCGCGUCCUCAUCCGCCGCGUCACCUACCAGCCGGCCCUCGAUGAUGCGGCAAAGCUACUGUUCCCGCGAGCGUAUGUGGCACGUAAGCGCUCCGACCUGAGGCUGCACGGGCCGGACUGGCCCCUCCCGGGAAGGCAGGGGGGACUGCGCACGAUCAUGGCCUCCCUGAGAGGAGCUAGCGGGCGUCCCGGCACGCAGCUGCGCUGGCACCUCCCGCACGCCUUCCGCCUGGACGAGGAUGAGGAGCAGAGCCGAGGCUGGCUGGACAUGGACCGCCUCAUCAUCUACGUCUAUUCCAUCAAUUGGCUCAUUGGCUUUGUCACCUUCUGCUGCUUUUGCUACCUGCUCUUCACCUCCAUAUUCUAGGGGCAGGCAACGGUGGGGGGGGGGGGGGG